ACAAACACCGAAAGCAAAUAAGUGAAAAAUGAAUGAAAAAUAGCAGAAAUGAAGCAACAGUGAUAGUGAUAAAAAAAGGAAAAUCAAGUAAAAAUUUUACAACAGAAAAAUUACCAACAAUAACAACCACAAUGUCAACGGCUUCAACAAGUGAAACAGACGCUACAAUAAUGAAUAGUUGGUUAUGCAAUAAUAGCAACGGCGUCGUACGAAAUGCAAAGCCAUGCUAUGGCAACAACAACAACAUAAACCACACAAAUAAUAAUGAUAAUAACAACAAAUGGGCGGCCACAGCGUCGCUGCGUCCCGCUGUGGUCGCGGUCGCACUUGCGUUACUCUUCUUGAUUAACAUAUCCUGUGCGGCGUGCGCGCGCGAUCGUCUGCACAAGCAGACACAUCUGGAGGCGAAGGUUGGCUCGCAUGUGGUGUUCAAUUGUCCCAUUGACUUUCCGUAUGAUGUGCCCAUUGAGUAUUGGGUCAACUGGAGCAAGGAUAAUAAAAAAAUCUUCACCUGGUACGAGGGUGAGUCCAUCACAAGUGAGCUUUUCAAUGGACGCUUAAGUCUUGUCACCAAUCAUCCGGAAUAUGGCAAAGCAUCUGUUAAUCUCACCGCCAUACGUGAGUCCGAUCAGGGUUGGUAUCACUGCCAAAUCAUCUUCCCCAAUCGCACGCCAAGUGUGCGCAACAACGGUACACUCUUCCACUUAGCCGUGCAAGGUGGUUCGCUCAUAAAAAUACCGCCAGUGAAUCAAACGAUUAUGGAGGGUCAGACAGCUUUCUUUCAUUGUGUAAUGAAAUACCCAGAAACUUCGUCCAUUGUGUGGUACAAGGAUGGCACGCCAUUGGAGGAGGUGCAGGACUUAAUGCGUCGUUGUCAUACGGGUCCAGAUGGCAGUCUCAGCAUCGAUCCGACAAUGAUGAGCGAUUUAGGUGAAUACGAGUGCCGUGUCAACAACACAGAGGGCGAGUUUCAGUUUGCUAAAGCAUUCCUCAACAUACAAUAUAAGGCCAAAGUGAUUUAUGCACCACCCGAGGUUUACCUGCCGUUCGGUCAGCCAGCGGUGCUUGACUGUCAUUUUCGCGCCAAUCCGCCAUUGAAAAAUCUGCGCUGGGAAAAGGAUGGACUACUCUUCGACUCGUACAAUGUGCCGGGCGUUUUCUACAAAAGCAACGGUAGCCUAUACUUCUCCAAAGUGGACGAGAGUACGGCAGGCAGCUAUACGUGCACACCCUACAAUGACCUCGGCACGGACGGACCAUCGCCCAUCAUUAGUGUAAUUGUAUUGCGACCGCCAAUAUUCAGCAUCACACCGAAACCCAUUUACAUACAGAAGUUGGGCGAAACGGCCGAAUUGCCAUGCGAAGCCAUUGACCGAGACGGAAACAAUCGGCCGACAAUUGUCUGGAGCCGAAAAGAUGGCAGUCCAUUGCCUGAUGAACGUCACACAAUCAAUGCUGGCAAUUUAAUCAUUACGAAUUUGGUCGAAACGGAUCGGGGUAUGUACGAGUGUUCGGCCACUAAUGAAGCAGCGACCAUAACUGCCGAAACGGAAUUGAUGAUCGAGAAUAUUGCACCGCGCCCACCCUACAAUUUGACAGCGAAUAGCACGGAAACAGCGAUAACGGUACGCUGGCAGCCAGGUUACCUGCGCCCCAAUCUGGAAUACACUGUGUGGUAUCGUCUUACCGAAUCGCCCGAGUGGCGCACAUUACGCAUUCUACAGAAGAACAUCAUGGAAGCCACCAUACAAAGUCUGCAGCCUGGACGAGAAUACGAGUUCAUGGUGCUCAGCCAGGACAAAUAUGGCGAUGGAAUGUUCAGCAAAACGCUACGAUUUUCAACGCAACAAUCGAGCAUCGAAUCGAACGAGGCCAACACUUUGCAUGAGUCCAAUCCGUUGGCGAGCAGCAUUAGCCCACCCUGGAAUUUGACCGCCACCAAUAACGUACAAGGCUGGUUACUGCAUUGGCAACAUCCAAAACGUGGCUCGGAAUCGGUGAGGCUGUACACCGUGCGCUGGUGGAAGGAACCCGAACAUUUUCUCAUCGGCACCAUCGAAACAUUCGACAAUUUCUAUCAGUUGCGUCACCUCAAAGAGGACGCCAUCUUCAAGAUACAAGUGAUAGCAACUUCAAUCAAUGGCGAACAGGUGGCUGGCGAUGUGCUCACCAUCGAAGUGCCAUCCCAUCGCAAGACACGUGCCUUACUCAUCGGCAGCACUGUUGGCAUUAUCUUCCUGCUGUGUGCGCUGGUCGCCUUUUUGUAUGUCAAACGUAGCUGUCUGCGGCAUCUGUUCGUUAGCGGUGGUAACGACGAUGACACCAAAGAUAGCGAAAAGAUGAAUAAUACCUGAGUAUAUGAAAUUAGCUGGCAAUUUCACAAGCAAACGGUGAGCGAGAGCCAAUGAAGCGGUUGAAGCGGAUGGUGGAAGCAAAAGGAGAGACGGGAGUAAUGAAAAGGGGAGCCAAAACCAAAGCCACAGCCAUAAGUCGCAUUUUCAUACGACAUGAACAAAAACACCCCAUUGAAUUGAAUCGAGCAGAAAUCGAGUUUUUAUUUUAUUUUUUAAGUUACUUACUAUGGACAUCAUAUUCUUCAUAUCGGAGCAGCCAGUUGCAAUAAAUGAAAUUGAAUAUUUAAGUGCGAGAUUUUAAAUUAAUACCUAAUUAUGAACUCGAAUGUAAGAUAUUAAUACUAAAAAAUGUAACAAUCGUAUAUUCUAAUUGUAAAUUUAAAUGUAAAACUAACUGCGGUGAAAAUUUGUUAAAAUAAACUAAGCAUUCCAAUUGAAA
Anastrepha obliqua is the source of this 2793-nucleotide messenger RNA. It is a transcript of the gene bdl, whose product is annotated as protein borderless. NCBI's taxonomy places the organism in Eukaryota, Metazoa, Arthropoda, Insecta, Diptera, Tephritidae. Gene Ontology annotation, molecular function: protein binding. The transcript is spliced from 8 exons. The record is from RefSeq and is a predicted model, not a curated record. Bases 33 to 2354 code for a protein of 773 amino acids.